AUGCCAUUUAUUGCUCUGGCAAUAGGAGUGGAUGAUGUUUACGUAAUGCUCGGUGCUUGGCAAGAUACUCGGCGAACGCUUGCCCCUGAAAAGAGAAUGGCCCUGGCAUUGGAGGAAGCUGGAAGUGCUAUUUCUGUAACAUCAAUCACGUCAAUUCUAUCAUUCGGUAUUGGCUCCUUCUCCUCGACACCUGCUAUUUCCAUCUUUUGCAAGUUCAUUAUGGUUGCAGUGGCUUUUGAUUGGUUUUAUCAGGUACUACUAUUGCUUGUUUGCUUUCCUUUUUCGUGCGAUUCCUUCGAGUAA
Molecule: messenger RNA, 303 nt
Organism: Cooperia oncophora
Lineage: Eukaryota; Metazoa; Nematoda; Chromadorea; Rhabditida; Trichostrongylidae
Source: the annotation of a GenBank genome assembly